AUGAAAAUUGCGGUUCUAACCUCGGGUGGUGACAGUGCAGGAAUGAAUGCCGCCGUUCGUGCAGUAUGCAGAGCUGGCAUCCUUCAGGGCUGUGAAACGUGGGUUGUGCGGGAAGGUUAUGAGGGUCUCGUCUUGGGAAAUGUUGAAAUGAAGGGUACAUCAGUCUCGUUGCAAGAUCAUGUUGAACCAAACGUCCCAGAUCACCCCGAUCAUUAUUCAAUUCUCCAGAAUUUACGAUUUGGCGAUGGAGAGCUCUUGCGAGAAGGAGACGCCGACGCGUCUGCUGACGAUAGCACUGGUAGAAGAAGUCUCAAGGGACGGCACAUUAUCCGGGUUGGGUGGGACGACGUCCGGGGUUGGCUUGGCGAGGGCGGCACAUUGAUAGGCACAGCCAGAUCGAAGGCGUUUCGUACGCCGGAAGGCCGAUCUGCUGCUGCACAUAAUUUGAUUAAGGAAGGGAUUGAUGCUCUUGUCGUUUGCGGUGGCGAUGGUAGCCUUACGGGUGCCGACAAACUUCGUGCGGAGUGGCCAUCUCUUGUGAAGGUCUUAGCAGAGCAAGGAAGGAUAACGCAAGAACAGGCAUCGAAAUAUGGGCAUCUUCGAGUUGCGGGCCUUGUUGGUUCAAUUGAUAAUGACAUGGCACUGACUGAUAUAACUAUUGGAGCCUUCACUGCUUUACAUCGCAUAUGCGAGUCGAUCGAUAACAUAAGCACCACAGCUAGUUCUCAUUCCCGUGCUUUUGUGGUCGAGGUCAUGGGUCGGCACUGCGGAUGGCUCGCUCUCGUUGCUGGUAUGAGUGCUGGAGCUGAUUUCAUUUUCAUUCCCGAGAAGCCUGCAAAGGUGGGGGAAUGGGAGAAUGAGAUGUAUGAAAUUAUAACCCGCCAUCGAAAAAUCGGCAAACGGAAGACUAUUGUCAUCAUUGCCGAGGGCGCGUUAGAUACUCAACUCAACCCCAUCAAGCCUGAUCACGUCAAGGAUGUGCUCCAAAACCGCUUGGGUCUAGAUACACGUGUCACGACACUUGGCCACACUCAACGAGGGGGGAAACCAUGUGCCAUGGAUAGGAUUUUGCCUACACUGCAAGGCUUUGAAGCAGUCGAUGCGCUCCUCUCGGCUACUCCGGACACUCCAUCAUACAUGAUAGGUAUCUCGGAAAACAAGAUUACGCGGGUUCCUCUGAUGGAGGCCGUGAAAACUGCAAGUACUCAAGCCGUUGCUAAGGCUAUUGAAGCAAAAGAUUUUGAGAAAGCGAUGUCUUUGCGCGACCCAGAAUUCGCCGAAACUUAUCAAAAUUUCCUCACAACCUCAAGCAUUAGCGAUGAGAAUUUGCUACCGAACGAACAGAGACUUCGAAUCGCGAUUAUUCACGUCGGUGCUCCAGCUGGCGGAAUGAAUGCAGCAACGCGAACCGCCGUACGCUUCUGUCUCAGCCGUGGACACCUACCACUUGCAAUUCACAACGGCUUUAUCGGGCUCCUCAACGAUAACAUCAAUGAGCUCUCGUGGUUGCGCGUAGACAACUGGAUGACGAGAGGGGGUUCAGAGUUAGGGACCAACCGUUCUCUCCCUGAUAUCAAUCUCGGACAAGUGGCCUCUCAAUUCCAAAAGCAUCAAUUCGAUGCUCUUUUUCUCAUCGGUGGUUUUGAAGCGUUUAAUUCUCUCCUCAUGCUGGAGAGGGCCCGUCAACACUAUCCGUCAUUCAACAUUCCCAUGGUACACUUACCAGCCACCAUUUCGAAUAACGUUCCUCUCACCGAGUUCAGUAUUGGAAGCGAUACAAGUUUGAACGCACUUGUGGACGCAUGUGAUGCGAUUAAACAGAGUGCAUCAGCAAGUCGUAAUCGCGUUUUCGUUGUUGAGACACAGGGAGGCAAAUGUGGCUACAUUGCCACGAUGGGUGGCUUGGCGGCUGGUGCUGUGCUUGUCUACACUCCGGAAGUUGGGAUAAAUCUCGGCAUGCUGACAUUUGAUGUCAAACAUCUUAAGAAUCGCUAUCGCUUGGACAUCAAGGGGAAAAGCGAGGGCAGGCUAGUUCUUCGGAACGAAAAGGCAUCAGAAGUAUACACUACCGAAGUUAUUACGAAAAUGUUCCGGGAGGAAGGCACUUCACUGUUUGAUUCUCGGGGCAUCCCUUCACCACUCGACCGAGCACGUGCAGCGCGUCUCGCAUCAAAAUGCAUGACCUUUCUCGAAACACAGGCACACAUGUUGAGGGCACAAUCAGCAACUAGACGAGCACCUCCGAAUGCAGCGGCUAUGAUCACCAUUGAAGGUAGCUCAGUUCGCUUUGCACCCGUGACCCGUGUCGUAGAGCAUGCCGACAUGAAAGACAGGCGUGCUAAGCAUUCAUGGUGGGAGAAGUAUAGAGAUUUAGUGCACGAGCUUGGUGGUCUCUCCAAAUUACACGUCGAAUCCUAG
Molecule: messenger RNA, 2418 nt
Organism: Cantharellus anzutake
Lineage: Eukaryota; Fungi; Basidiomycota; Agaricomycetes; Cantharellales; Hydnaceae
Product: phosphofructokinase-domain-containing protein
Exons: 13
Coding region: 1-2418 (805 amino acids)
Biological process (GO): fructose 1,6-bisphosphate metabolic process; canonical glycolysis; fructose 6-phosphate metabolic process
Cellular component (GO): mitochondrion; 6-phosphofructokinase complex; cytoplasm
Molecular function (GO): fructose-6-phosphate binding; 6-phosphofructokinase activity; ATP binding
Source: RefSeq, a predicted model, not a curated record